AUGGACACGAGACUCAAGUACAAGGAACAUAUUGCAAGGGCCGCUUCCCAGGGCCUGGAAGCAGCGAUGGAGCUUCGGCGACUUCGGGGCCUAACCCCAGCAGCAGCGCGGCAGCUAUUCACCUCGACGGUGGCGCCGGUCGUGGAUUACGCCUCCAAUGUCUGGAUGCAUGCGUGCACGGAUAAAGCUAUCGGACCGAUUAACCGAGUCCAAAGAUUAGGAGCACAAGCCAUUGUGGGGACAUUUCUCACGGUCGCGACCAGCGUAGCAGAGGCGGAGGCCCACCUUGCCACAGUUCAACAUCGUUUCUGGAGACGAGCCGUGAAGAUGUGGACGGACAUACACACCCUGCCAGAAACCAAUCCUCUCCGCAGAAAUACAGAUCGGAUCAGGAAAUUCCAACGUAGCAGACACGGACCAGUGUGCGUGUGGACAAGCGAGAGAGACCGUGGAGCACUUCCUAUUUCGAUGUCAAAAAUGGACGGCGCACCGGACGGAACUCCUACAAUGUACCAACACCCACCGAGGAAAUUUAUCCUUCUUCCUAAGAGGACGGUAGACGCGCUUCAACUGCCGAAAAUAGGAUGUUGA
Molecule: messenger RNA, 591 nt
Organism: Penicillium vulpinum
Lineage: Eukaryota; Fungi; Ascomycota; Eurotiomycetes; Eurotiales; Aspergillaceae
Exons: 1
Coding region: 1-591 (196 amino acids)
Source: RefSeq, a predicted model, not a curated record